CGGUAUGGCGUUUAGUAUGGUAAAGUGGUUUAAAUCUGUCCGAUAUCGCUGAAGAAAGUUAACCGAAGUUAUGAAACCAGAAACUUUGCAAAGAAAAACAAAAAUUGAACCUUGGUUGCAACUAUUACUGUAAGUAUUAAGAUGAAUUAUGGAAGAAAUGAAUUGAUCUCGAUUCAUGUAAUCAUCCAAGCUGAAUGAGAGUCUUGUUUUCAGUGAUUCAGAUUAAAAACAUUUCACUAUUUAACUGUAAAUGAAAGAUUGAGAGUAGUCAUUUUACCAAAGUGCGAUAUUAGACUAAACAAAACUUAUUCAUUUGAAUAACUCUGCAACUUUGCAGUUCCAUUACUUUCAGUUACAAUUUAUAACAGUGAAUAUUAUGAGCAAAAAGUUAGUCACAUUAACACUCAAUCAACAGGAAGAUGGACCGUUCCAGAGGUGACAGUGGUGCUUCAAUUAAAUCAGUGAUCAACAAAGUUGCUCGAUUUCGCUGGUUGAUAUUCAUCCUUGGAAAUAUCGCGAAUUUAGUCAUUUUCAUCGUUCUAAAUAGUUUCAGUUUAACAAUUGUGGGUAUGAUUGGUAAACACGAAGAACAAAUUAUUUCACUUGCACCAGUCAACUCAUCAUUCAACGCUUCAAGCUCUUCCGUGGUAUCACCAAGAAGUGUCCAUGUUGAUUGGUCUAAUGUAGAUAAAUCUCGAAUGCUUUCAGCCUCUUUUUGGGGAAGUCUAGUCAUGUCUUUAUUCGGUGGUCGUAUUUGUGAGUUAUUUGGUCCAAGGAAAGUCGUAUCACUAUCACUGUUGGUGAAUGGCAUCGUUACUCUUUUAUUUCCAGUUAUAUCAAUCCACAGUUUUAUUGGAGCUUAUGUUAUAAGAAUAGUCAGCGGCAGCUGUACAGGAAUCGUUCAACCCUCGUGUAUUGUUAUUGUAUCAAGAUGGUCAAUGGUCUCGGAGCGAACACUUGCAAAUGCCGUUGUAUCAUCUGGUAAUGCUUUCUCUAAUCUUAUAUCACUGCCUCUUGCUGGCAUUUUGGUUGAUUCCAGUUUCCUCGGUGGUUGGCCGUCAGUGUUUUACCUCUUUGGUGGACUUAAUUUGAUUGUAGCCAUCAUCUGGUUUAUUGUUGUUUAUGAUACUCCAGAAGUUCAUCCAUAUUUAGGUUCUGAAGAGUUGGAAGUGAUAUUGAAAAAUAGAUCAGUCAGUUCAGGAGGUUCAGUAAAAGUUCCAUGGUGCAAAAUGUUUACUUCGAUUCCCAUUAUUGCUUAUUUGAUUCCUGCAUUUACUUAUGGUUGGGUUGUUGCAGUUGUUACUUCACAGGUUCCGUCAUUCUAUGAAGAUAUUCUAGAUUUUUCAUAUACUGGAAAUGGAUUUGUAACGAGUCUUCCUUGGUUGGUUGGUAUCGGAGCUCAACUAAUUGGAAGUGCAGUUACAGACAGAAUAAGGAAAGCUAACAGAUUUUCAUUGGCAUCUAUUCGUAAAAUUGUCACAGUUCUAUCUCUUGGAAGUUGUUCAAUCGGUUUAGUAGCCAUAACAAUGUUAGGAAAACAUAGGAUUCCCGUUGUCUUAACCUUAGCCCUCGCUAAAGGAAUGGGUACUUUAUCUGUCGCUGGAAGUGGAGUUAACCAUUUAGAUAUUGCACCUUCAUUUGCUGGUACAUUAGCUGGUUUUUAUGGAGUUAUGCUAAGUUUAGCUUCAUUGAUUGCUAAUGAAGCAGCCGCUCAUAUUGUUGGUAAAAAUUCAUCUCAACAAAACUGGUAUCAUUACUUUUACAUAUCAUCUGCAGUCAAUAUAGCCGGUGUGAUAUUGUUUUGUCUUUUGGGUUCUGGAGAGAUUCAAAGCUGGGAUCCGGCCUCUUCUACCAACAGACGAAAUGUAAAGUCAAAGACUCGAAGUAAUGAUUUAGAGCUUUUAUCAGUCGAACAUUAAAUUAAGUUAAAUGAGUUUUUCGGUGCAAAUGGUUUCGACUUGCAUUGUUCUAUGAUUGUACUGGUUUUGUCGAAUGGACACUAAACUUGACAAAAUCAAAGUAGGUAUCAACUCCUCAAAAGGGACUCUUGAAAAACGAUGUGCACUUUCUGGAUGGUGCAGUUUCUGAAUGAUCACUGUAUGUGACGAUUAAGACAUAAAUCUACGUCAAGACCUAGGAACGAUUGGGACGACUAACGACAUAAUUUUUGAUGCAUAAAUAGUUAUUGCAAAACCAACAUGUAUAAAUACAUUUAUAUCUCACUCGAUAUAUGUAUUUAGUCCUACAAGCUGAAUAAGAGGCUUGUUUGCAGUGAUCAG
Molecule: messenger RNA, 2279 nt
Organism: Tetranychus urticae (two-spotted spider mite)
Lineage: Eukaryota; Metazoa; Arthropoda; Arachnida; Trombidiformes; Tetranychidae
Product: sialin-like
Biological process (GO): transmembrane transport; monoatomic anion transport
Cellular component (GO): membrane
Molecular function (GO): transmembrane transporter activity
Source: RefSeq, a predicted model, not a curated record